Molecule: messenger RNA, 7249 nt
Organism: Nomia melanderi (Alkali bee)
Lineage: Eukaryota; Metazoa; Arthropoda; Insecta; Hymenoptera; Halictidae
Molecular function (GO): guanyl-nucleotide exchange factor activity
Source: RefSeq, a predicted model, not a curated record
AGAGUAGGCAGUUGCGUGUGUCGUGUCAGUUAUAUCUCGGCAGCGAGUGCCGUCAGGCGCACGGGUGUUACGACGCGCGCCGUUCGUUUCGAAUCCUCGUGCAUCUCGUCUCAUCGUUGGAACUUUGACACUGUUGCAUCAUUCGCGACGAUCAACGUGAUUACCUGAACCGACCGCAGUGUAUAUUUCAGUGUAAUCGACUGGUGUUCAAAGCGUACCUCGUUCGUUCCUCGGUCGAAUCAUGACAGUCGUUCCCUUCGGUUUCGCUUUGACGAAUUCGUCCGUGACGUCACUUCCAGCAGAAUUUCGAGUGCAGAAAACAGUCGGCCGUUCCGUGGCGAAUUCGUGCUCGAUCCCCGGGUUGAGUUCGCUCGUCGACACGUGAUACCGAGCGCAUCGUUCCGUCCGUGCGAUUUCCAGUUUGAGUGCCGUGUACAGAGACCGGUGAUUCCGAUCCGUAUGAAUAUAAUCGAUGUGCAUCUGCUAUACAUACGUGCGCGUCGGUAGUAUCGGUAGCAUGAGCGGGACACAAUUACCGGCAGGACAUCAUAAUGAAUUAUGCAGGAGAUCGAAUCACGCCUAUUCGAGAAUCAUCGACUUUACGCUCGAUCAUUCUGUGUUGCACCGUGUAGUCCGUUCCUGUCAUCGCUGACGCAAGUGCCUCGGGCUCGUUCCGCUAAAUGUAAUUUACUUUGUCUCUAUUAAUUAAUCACGUUGUCGAGGAAUAUUUCAAGAAACCCAGAAACACGAGUUACACUGGAAAAUAGAAAAAUCGUUUGAGUAGAAAGGUACGAAUCCCCAACGAAGCGAACGAUCCGAUCUAACCCCUGACUAUCGAAGCGAACAUCGGUUCGAUUUGUAUGCGAACCGCGUUGCCCUGGUUCCGGCCUGUGACUCAUACGACACACGUGCUUCGCGGAACAACAUUUCUCUCCCUCGGUUAAUAAUAACAACAGUUCCCCAGUGCGCGACACCUUCGAAUGGACGCGGGAGAAUUCGAAUUAGCGAAACCUAACCUAUUAGCGUCGCCCGGUCGCCGCCGCGAAGACUGCGCGGUCCGCGCGCUCCCCAUUCCGCGCGUCGAGAUCGAGAUGAGGCGUGAUUUCGAUAAUCGAACGGUCGCGGCGGCAGGGACAGCGGACCGUGGAUUUUUCGAACGUCGACAGUGAUAUCAGUGGAGGUGUCGAGGAGAGAGGAGGAGCCGGAGAGUUCCGGGAAGGAUUGCGGUGAAAAGAAAACUCGGAUAAUCGUCAUGGCUUACGUGCUCUGGCGUGUCUUCAUGAAGAGGUACUCGAAGGUGCGGCUGGGCAUCAGGAAUCUGCCGGUGAUACCGGCCGAGCGUCGGGGACCAGAGAAGGAAGAGACCUGGACUCUAGCCCCGGAGCCGCACGACCCCUUCUACGACGAGCUGUCCGACGCGAAACCCAAAGGACCCCAGGACGCGGAGUCCUCGAAGAUCCCGGAGCCACCGGCCGACGCCGGUGAGCCCUCGGAAACCGGCACCCUCCCCCGCAACCAGGAGUCCCGGAAGAGCAAGACGAAGAAGGUGAAAAGUUACCUGAGAAAGUGCAAAGGCGCUCUCUCGAAAGGGGACGAGGCGUCCUCGGAGAAGAAGCGGCAGGAGCACUGCACCUCCUGGUACCUGGAAGAAUCUCAGUCCCCUUUCCCCGAGGAAACAGCAGUCAUAUGCGAGAAGCAGCAGGAAUCUUCAACGGAGAGGAUCACCGAAGUCGACGAAGUCGGCACGGUCGCGGAGGAGGACAAUGUUACAUCCACCGCGAACCCCUCUAAAAACAACGAGGACACCGACACUCCGGACGAAGCCCUGUCGAGGCUGCUCGACGAAGAUCGGAAGAACGAUCUGAGAAGAAGCAGAUCCUCCCUGUACGAGGACGCGAGGGACUGCGAGCAAAUCAACGUCAGCGCCGCCGGCAAGGCGGAAGACGAGGGGAACGGCGCGAUUUCUCUGGAGACGCUGACCACGGAGGACACGAACCUGAACAAGUGCGACUCGAGCGACACUCUGAUAGCCGAGGGUGGUUGCUCGACGGUGUACGGCGAGCAAGGAGACGACGAGGAGGCGGGCAACGAUGAAACCCAGCUGGCGCUGUCCCUGCUCGGGGGCCGCGGAGACGUCGCCUCGUUGGUCCGGAACUUGCUUGGCCCGAUUUACGGCGAUGGCGUUAUCAAUCUGCUGAUACGACAGGCCCGGGACAUCCUGGUCUGCGCUUAUCACGGCAACUUGGAGAACUUCCUCAGGACUUAUCUCUCACCGGCCGCUUCGCUGAUCGCGGAAGUGAAGACCGUCGCCUCCGAAACGGGGAACGAAUCCGUGGUACCGGAAGGCUGGCCUCUGACGUUAGGCAGACGUGGCCUCAUCCUGCAACUAGGAGAGCUAGAAGCCUCCGCACUACGUCUCGGGGAAUGUUACCUCUGCAUACGCAGCGCAGCUGCAGUUGCAACCACCUCGGGGAGCGGCGAAGCGGCCGCUGGUGAAACCGUCGAGCGGAAUACCGUCGAGAUCGCAGUAGUUUGGAGAACGACGUCGAUGAGGGCCCCAGGGUUCCUCGGUUGGGACCGCGAGGAGGAGUUCAUGGACUGGCGGGAGGUGUCUCGCAAAGGGCAAGGCAGUUCAGCCGGCGGUGGCGGCGGCGCAGGCAUACCCGGACCCCAAUCCUCGAGCACCGCGAAAGGCACGCGUCCGCGCCGGAGGUCGCGCGAGGAGACGCGCUCGAGGACCCGCGAGCUGCUAUCGGCCGAGCAUCGCCGCGACGAGACCCGCUCGAUCGACAGGUUGGAGUGCAAGAGCUCGAAUGAGAGCCGCGCGAUCGACGGUGACGCGGAGGCGGGUCACGCGGUGAUGAAGUCCAGGUCGACGUCGAGCGUGAACACGUGGAAGCCGGAGCUGAGCGAGGACUCGGACGCGGCGGAGACCCGGUUCGGCCCGAACAGCAACAACAACAACACGUCUAGUCUGUCCAGCGACGAGAACCGCGCCAGGGUGAAGAGGUGCGCGAAGGUUGUCUCGUCCUCGACGAUGGAGAAGUGGAAGGAGACGGCCAGGUGCGAGACCAGGAGCAAGGCCCUGGUGCCCGAGGACCUGAAGACGCCCCUGAGACUGGACAAGGCGGUCCUCGAGCAGAAGAAGAAAGGGCACGCCGCCAACGACGCGGAGGAUAGACUGCACAACACGAGGAACAUCGACGACGUCACCGACGACGAUCUGCCGGCCUUCAUCGGGAACCUGUUGAUCUCCGUCGAGAGGAAAAUCGAGAGGGUCUCCCUCGACGACCUGACGUUCCCCUGUCCAGCCUGCAGGAACAUAGACACCGACGAUCCUCUGCUGGGCUGCAGGUGCGCCGGAAACAGUUGCGGCUGCGGCACCGGCGAGGACUCCUGCGACUGUGCCUCGUCCUCGAAGAGGAAGGAACAGUCGGCGAGGAGUUUCGAGGUGGCUGGGAUUAAGCAUAUUGACAGCGACGACGAAGAGGAGGUGCGGAUGGGAUUCGGAACGAAAAAGAGAGCCGACGACGUGGUAGCGCCCAGGACCAUUCACGACGUACCGGAACACGUUCUCACGUGUGGCCUCACGCUUCCUGGGCACGCGGACGUGGACGGCAGACCUGUUCUCGAGUUCGAGGACGUGCCCGCUGCCAGGGAGGCCCUCUGCGCCAAGGAUGUGUCAUCGUUUCUCCUCUACCUCGCCCGUUUACACAGCGCGGACCAAACGAAGAACGGAUUCACCCUGCUCGCACGCAACACCUCCGCCGAGUGUCUCGAGUUCCUGGACAAGGUCCUGGCCCUUCUCAAGGACCGAGUGAACGUUUCGCAAGCGUUGCUGCUGCAAAGCACCGUCGGCGACGGUUCAGCGGACCCCCAGUUACCUUUGAGCCGCGUCAAGACGACCGUCGUGGACCACAACGCGCUGUGCAAACACAUACCGAGGCGGGAGGAGAACCACGACCAGGCACUGUGGAUCGCGUUCUAUAAGGAGUACGACGGCCUGAUGACAGAAUGGCAGUCGACCGGUCGCCGGCUGGCCCUGGAGAUGUCCGAGCUGAAGGAAUGCAGCAGCCUAUCCGGCACGUUGACGCCUCUCGGCCGGCUGCUCACGGACCCCACGUUGAGGCGAACGUCCAGAGACGCCGAGGAGGCGAUCGCCUCGCUGGAGGAACGCGCGUCGCCUCUCCUCCACCUCGAGCACGUUAGAUUGUCGGUGAAACGGGCACGGGGAUUGGUGGAGGAGGUCGGGAACGCCGCCACCAGGCUCGAAUCCUCGUUCGAGUCGCGACGCGCGACUAUACGCAACCUCGCGGUUCUUAGAAGCAUCGAGGACCAGGCGCACGAGGUGUUGUCCUGGCUCUGCAAGAAGGGCGAGGACAUCCUGACCAAGCACGCGCAGCACUCGGCGACGAACCUGACCACGGCACGGCUUAACGAGAGGGAAUUCGAGAAGUUCUACUUCACGUCGAUGAGACAUCUUGACAAAGGCAGCGAUCUAGCCGAGGCGGCGAGCGCGAGCGGUCUUCGCGAGCUCGCCAGAUCCUUGAAGCAACACCUCCGAGGAUUCGGUUCCCGCCUGGAGGACAGGCGCGAGUAUCUGGAGGACACGUCGAGAUGUUGCCUGCUACAAGACCGGGCAUACGAGUGGGCCCAGGAGGCUCGUCUCGCUGGCGAAAGGAGGGCCCAGCAGUUCCUGAUGGCCAGACCACCCCUGCCGCCCGAGCAUUUCACGGAAAUGAUGGCGCUCGCAGAGAAGCUCGGUAACGAGAUCCUUCUGGAACAAUGCCGCAUCGCCAGGAACAAGUGCGCGGAAGCCCUCGAGAUGGCGAGGACGUCUUCCGCACCGGGCAGCCCGGCGAGGAGAAGGUCCUUCGCCGCAUCGGAGUCUGCUACCUCCUGGGAGGACACUCUCGCCAAGAUGCGAAAGAACAGUCCCUAUGAAAUACCCGAUUCACCAGGAACUUCGUGGGAUGACAGCGACAGCAGCGCAUCGUACGCGUGCCCCAUGGAGAGCAUAGGAUCGGCGGGCAGCGGAGGACGUCCCGUUUUGGACAACAUCGCCGAGCUCCGCGAAAGCGCCGAACAACUUUUGGACUGCUCUCCGCCGCGAACGCCGCCCCGAAGCCCUGCCCCGCGACGACUGGUGAAGCCACCGGUGAACUCCCACCUCCACAGAGCGGCCAGCAUCGCCCCCGGCAUGAAGGCGAAAAAAACAAUACUGCUCAUAAUGAGGGAAAUGAUACAGACCGAACGAGACUACGUGAAGUCCCUCGAGUACAUAAUAGAGAAUUACAUACCGGAGCUGGUGCGCGAGGACAUCCCCCAGGCGCUGCGAGGGCAGCGUAACGUGAUCUUCGGCAACGUGGAGAAGAUCUACGAGUUCCAUAGUCAACACUUCCUGCGGGAACUGGAACAGUGCGAGCAGUCGCCGAUGAACGUGGGACAGUGUUUCCUCAGACACGAAAAGAAGUUUUACCUGUACGCGCUCUACAAUAAGAACAAGCCGAACUCGGAUUCUCUGAUGGCCGAGUACGGCACCACGUUCUUCAAGCAGAAGCAGCUCGAGCUGGGCGACAAAAUGGACCUGGCCAGCUACUUACUGAAGCCGGUGCAACGAAUGGGAAAGUACGCGUUGCUACUGCAGCAGCUGGUCAAGGCAGGUACCGACCUCUCCGAGCAAAUGUCCGGCAAAGAGGAAAAGGAGGAAAAGGAAGACGGUCUAAAGCCGAUGGUCGAGGGGGAGGCAGAUUUGAGGGCGGCCGAGCAGAUGGUGCGGUUCCAACUGCGCCACGGGAACGACCUGCUGGCGAUGGACUCUCUUCGAGACUGUGACGUGAACGUGAAGGAGCAGGGCAGGCUACUCCGACAAAACGAGUUCCUGGUCUGGCAGGGUAAAGGCAAGAAGUGCCUGCGACAGGUCUUCCUGUUCGAGGACCUUAUUCUCUUCAGCAAGGCGAGAAGAUUUCCCGAUAGGAAGAACCUGGACAUCUACAUCUACAAGCACAGCAUCAAAACGACGGACAUCGGGCUGACCGCGGUGAUCGCCGACUCGCCCACGAAGUUCGAGAUUUGGUUCCGCAAGAGGAAACCGAGCGACACGUACACGCUGCAAUGCGCGAGCGAGGACAUUAAGAAAGCCUGGACGGAGGAACUGAGCAACCUUUUAUGGAAGCAGGCGCUGCGAAACAGAGAAGCGCGCCUGGCGGAGAUGUCGAGCAUGGGCAUCGGAAACAAACCUUGUUUGGACAUUAGGCCUAGCGCGGAUCAGAUCAAUGACCGUUCGAUCAGUGUAGCUCAACUCUCGAAAACACCUAGAUUUAGGAAUUCGAUAGCAGUAUCGAUGUCCGAGGACUCCGGCCGCUGCAGCAGGAGGCCGCACAGCGUGAUCUCCGUCAGUUCAUCGUCGAGUAGCGGCGGCAGCAGUGGCCCGCCUACCACCUUGAACCUCGGCUUGGACACGAGUCCUCGACCUCAUCAUCGUAGCACCACGCUAAAUAGCCAAUGCAGCGUUGAAAGUGGCAUAAUAGCCGACAUUUCGAUCGUUUCGGACGACGGUGGUGACGGUACAGAGAGAAGUCAUUGGAACUCGACCCUAGAGAGUCCUACGUCCCACCUGCCAACCACGUCCACGCCUCUCCAAUCACCGACCAGCGCGACCGCAACGACAACAGUUACCUCGGCUUCUUCGUCCGACACUAAUCUCGCACCCUACGACCAAGACAUGUCCAUUAAUUUAUAAACGCAGCCCCUGAAAAGGGCCGCCCUUUAACACAGAGCAGAGUAUAUGUUCUCGAUUCACUUGCAAGUUGUCUGGCGAUGGGUUACCAGUGUGGCUCACCCGAACACGGGCGCAACGUGUCGCGGGAACGUGUACCGGUUUAGUGUAUUCAGAAGCGAGUAUUUUCUUGGGCGAUCGUAGCAGGGAAAACGUUGCCCGUGCUUCGAUUUUUAGACGAAAGUAUGGCGUCCUACGCUUACCGUGAGUUCCGUAAAUGGCCGCCGCCCGUUCCGCGAGCGAUACGAAUGAGAAAGACGGACCUCGAGGCAGGGGCACACACUACAGAGAGACAGAAACGUUCCGGGUAGCUCAACUUUCAAGUGAAUUUAUCUUUUGAUACGCUUCGAACACACACACAUACCAUACACAUACAGACACGUACGCGUGCACACGGAAAUACACAUACACACAGAACACACAUAUAGACACACACACGUGUUUCACUGAUCCACGCGAUCGCAUAGUUGU